GGGGCGCGGCUGGUACGCCUGAGGAGCGAUGGCGGCCUCAACUCACCUAGCACCGCGGUGGCGAUCGGGCCUGCUCAGGGUCGGAGUUCUGUGACUGAACAAUUUGUAGGUCUGGAUCGGGCAGUGACCUCUGAGCUCACUACUCCAGCCUGGUAUAUCUUCUGGCUCCAUGGACAGUUACUGGCUCCUACAGACCGGAUGAAGCAGACUAGAGACACAAGUAGAGAAAGCCUCCAGCUGGCAAAUUCUCAGAGUGUGGCCCUCUGGCCACUGGCCCUGCCCGGCCUACCUCAUGGAGAGGAUGAACUGGCUGAGCAGACUGGCCUCCCGGGGCCCUGGGCAUCGUGUACCACAAGGGGCCAGUCUGCAGACUCCUGUCAUGGCUGACCCUGAGACCUGCCUCAUGGUCUUUAAGAAUCACUGGUCCCAGGUGGUGCGAAUUCUGGAGCGGCAAGGCCCUAGGGCAGCUCCUGGGGGAGCCGACGAUCUCAGUGCUGUGUGCAACCACACUUACCAGAUGCUAACACUGCUGGCGGAGGAUCGUGCGGUGCCCUCGGCUCCCACAGCUCCCGGGCCCCUGCUGGAGUUUGCUCUGCGCGAGGACCUGCUAACCCGUGUGUUGACGUGGCAGCUUCAGUGGGAUGAGCUUGGGGAUGGGGUUGAGGAACGGCGGGCUGAGCAACUGAAACUAUUUGAGAUGCUAGUGAGCGAAGCUCGCCAGCCACUGUUGCGGCAUAGUCCAGUUCGUGAGGCUCUGCUGAUCUUGCUGGAUGCCUGUGGCCGCCCUGUGCCCAGUAGCCCAGCACUGGAUGAAGGCCUGGUGCUACUUCUCAGCCAGCUGUGCGUGUGUCUGGCCCGGGAGCCUUCAUUGCUUGAGUUCUUCCUGCAGCCACCUCCUGAGCCCGGAGCUGCUCCCCGUCUUCUCCUCUUUUCUCGCCUUGUACCUUUUGUCCAUCGAGAGGGCACUCUGGGCCAGCAGGCCCGUGAUGCCCUACUCCUGCUCAUGGCUCUGUCAGCUGGAAGUCCCACUGUGGGCCGCUACAUCGCAGAUCACUCUUACUUCUGCCCGGUGCUGGCCACAGGGCUGAGUGCCCUGUACUCUUCACUGCCCCGAAAGAUUGAAGUUCCAGGAGACGAUUGGCACUGCCUACGACGGGAGGACUGGCUGGGGGUGCCAGCGCUUGCUCUCUUCAUGAGUUCCCUAGAGUUCUGCAACGCAGUCAUUCAGGUGGCUCACCCUCUAGUGCAAAAGCAGCUGGUAGAUUAUAUCCAUAAUGGGUUCCUGGUGCCUGUCAUGGGCCCUGCCCUGCACAAGACCUCUGUGGAGGAGAUGAUUGCCAGUACCGCUUAUCUGGAACUUUUCCUACGGAGUAUUUCAGAGCCUGCCUUGCUCCGUACCUUCCUCCGAUUCCUGCUAUUACACCGGCAUGACACCCACACCAUCCUUGACACCCUUGUUGCCCGUAUUGGCAGCAACUCCCGGCUCUGCAUGGUCUCUCUGAGUCUCUUCAGGACCCUACUGAACCUCAGCUGUGAGGAUGUCCUGCUGCAGCUGGUUCUCAGGUAUCUUGUCCCGUGUAACCAUGUGAUGCUGAGCCAGAAGCCAGCUGUGCGCGAUGUGGACCUAUAUGGACGAGCAGCAGACAAAUUUCUCUCCUUAAUCCCACGCUGUUGUCGGCACCGUGCCUCCAGCCCACCUCGUCCAGAGCAUGCCUCGUGGGCUCGAGGUGGGCCUAGCAGAGAGGCAGGGAGAAGGGAGGACACGACGGGCCCUGGAAGCCCAAGUGUUGACUCCUCUUCUGUGGUGACGGUACCCCGGGCCUCCACGCCAUCUCGUCUGGCCCUCUUCCUGCGACAGCAGAGCCUGGGUGGCUCUGAGUCCCCAGCCCCAGCCCCUCGCUCACCAGGGCUUGCUGCAUCCCCAGCCUCCAGCCCUGGCCGACGGCCCAGCCCUGUGGAGGAGCCCGGUGAGCUGGAAGACAAUUACCUGGAGUAUCUGCGUGAGGCGCGCCUUGGUGUGGACCGCUGUGUCCAAGCCUGCCGUACCUGGUCUGCCCCCUAUGAUGGCGAGCGGCCCCCUCCUGAGCCCAGUCCUGUUGGCUCCCGGACUAAGAAACGCAGCCUACUGCCUGAGGAGGACAGGGACAAUGCAGGGGAAGGGGAGGUGGAAGAGCUGGGGAGGGGGGCGCUGGCUCUGGGUGCAAGGGAGGGCCCUGGCCACCUGCUCCCUCCCCAGCUCAAUGGGGUGCCAGGACCAUGGCCUGAGGGGGCCAAGAAGGUUCGUCGGGUGCCACAGGAGGGAGCUGGGGAACUACUAGAGGGCACCUCCGAGGGCGUGGCAGGACUAGAGAGCUUUGGGCAGGAGCUCCAGGAGCUGGAGGUGGCGUUGAGCAAUGGGGGCACUGGCUCAGAGCCCCCUCUAGAGCCUUCACUACCUCUUGAGGAGGAGGAGGCCUACGAAAGCUUCACCUGUCCCCCUGAGCCCCCUGGCCCCUUCCUCAGCAGCCCUUUGCGGACUCUCAACCAGCUGCCAAGCCAGCCCUUCACUGGCCCCUUCAUGGCUGUGCUCUUUGCCAAACUCGAGAACAUGCUGCAGAACUCCGUCUAUGUCAACUUCCUGCUGACGGGGCUGGUGGCCCAGCUGGCCUGUCACCCCCAGCCCCUGCUCCGCUCUUUCCUGCUCAACACCAACAUGGUCUUCCAGCCCAGUGUCAAGUCCCUGCUGCAGGUGCUGGGCUCUGUGAAGAAUAAGAUUGAGAGCUUUGCAGCCUCCCAGGAGGACUUCCCAGCACUGCUAUCCAAAGCCAAGAAGUACCUCAUUGCCCGUGGCAAGUUGGACUGGACUGAGGGCCCUGCGGCAGGAUCUGCCCCCCGCCGAUCUGAUUCCCUAGUGAAGAGCCGGAGGCCGUCCUUGGGGGAGUUGCUCCUGCGGCAUGCACACAGUCCAACCAGGGCUCGGCAGGCGGCACAGAUGGUUCUUCAGCCUGGGAGAGACGGCACAGGACUUGGCCUAGGCGGGGGCUCCCCUGGGGCAUCAACACCGGUCCUACCCCCCCGGGGUGGGGCCCCUGACCGCCAAGGUGAGGCUCUGCGAGUCAAGAAUGCUGUCUACUGUGCAGUCAUUUUCCCUGAGUUUCUCAAGGAGUUGGCUGCCAUCUCCCAGGCCCAUGCUGUCACCUCGCCUUUCUUGUUGGAUACUUCAGAGGAGGGAUCUGGCCCUCCCAUCUCAGGCUUUGGGCCCCUCAAUCCUUAACUUUCUUCCAUGGACAAUCAGGGCCUUGAGUGGCCUGUGCUGGGGCCAGGGUGUAGGCUCCUUUUUAUGUUUGGAGGCAGUGGCAAGAGGACUUUUUAAUUUAUUUCCGAUGAAUGUUUUCUGGAGAACUUGUUGCAAUAUGUAUAAAAGGGAAAUCUCUAUUCUGUGCUCAUUCUUCUUUCCCACCCUUUUUCUGUAGGGCUGGGUCCCCAAGAAAGUUGUACAUGGAUGGGGAAGUGGUCAGGGUGUUUUCUCUCUGGCGAGGACACGAUGCCAAGGUUUCGAGGUACUUAUGCCUUUAGAGGGUGAGGGGACAUGAAGCCUGGGGAAAAACAUUGGGACUUUCCUCCUCCAGACUCCUACAGGAAGAAGCACCAUGGGCCCAGGAUGGUUUGGGGGAGCAGCAGCUGAUGUUUAUUGGGGACCAGUACCCCUAUGUCAGAUCUUGGGGGCCUGGCCCCCCGCAUUUCUCGCCUCAGCUUCAUUCGUCGCUGUCGAACUCCGAAGACAGACCCUGCAGCAGGGGCAGGGACAUGGAGUGCCGCUCGGGGUCCCCGGGGCCCCCUCUCUGGGCUCCUGGUGUGGGGCUUCGGGGGCUGAAGAGCCAGUUCUCUGCCAGGGUUGGGGAUAGCCACAGCUUGACUGACGCCCUUGUCUCUCUGCCGCCCUGGUCCCUCCCUCUGGUCUUCUGUGCUGUACCCACCCCCUCACCAGGACCACGCUUCCAUCUCGCCCUCCCCUGGCUCCCUCACUCCACCCCCCUCCCCAGGGUCCAGUGUGGAGUUAUGGGUGCCCCACACACUCCUGGGCUCUACACCCCACGCGCUUUUCCUCCACCUUACCCCAUCUCUCUCAUCUUCAUUUCCCCUAGC
Messenger RNA from Mesoplodon densirostris (Blainville's beaked whale), 4125 nucleotides. It is a transcript of the gene FHIP1B, whose product is annotated as FHF complex subunit HOOK interacting protein 1B. The transcript is spliced from 12 exons. Lineage: Eukaryota; Metazoa; Chordata; Mammalia; Artiodactyla; Ziphiidae. The record is from RefSeq and is a predicted model, not a curated record. Bases 293 to 3253 code for a protein of 986 amino acids. Gene Ontology annotation, biological process: lysosome organization; endosome organization; endosome to lysosome transport. Gene Ontology annotation, cellular component: FHF complex.